This is a messenger RNA of Acanthosepion pharaonis, 2505 nucleotides long. Lineage: Eukaryota; Metazoa; Mollusca; Cephalopoda; Sepiida; Sepiidae. The record is from the annotation of a GenBank genome assembly.
AUGAAUCCUGAUGGACUGUCUUCCAUGUCCCCCUCCCCCAAACUGUUUUUAUUUUUCUCUAUUUUUACAUGUCGAUAUUUAAACGAAACCCCUCCAAAAAAACAGAUAAGAAACCAAAAAAAAAAAAAAAAUGAUCUAAAAGUGUUUCUUUGGUGUUAUAAAAACAGCACAUUUUUGAGUCCCUUCAAAACAAAUCUGGGAAUACAUGGAAACAUUUCAGGAGGUAAACAGCUCUCCAUGGGUCACCAUACAUUGGAAAGCUCCCAGCGAGCAUCUCACUUGAGUCAGAAUGUUUUCCCACCUGAUGUUUAUGGCACCCCUUUCUCGCAAUCUUGCUACCUGCCUGCAAUGACUGUCGCGGCUAUGGCCAUGAACCUACCCGAAAAGAUGCAAAAUGCUGGCAGUAGUGGUGGUUACGGGGGUGGGUCCAAUAACGAGAACUGUAGUGGGUACCACUCAAAAAGCUCUUCACACAAAGGUUCAUCCGGUGACGGUAACAGCAGUUGUGAUGGCAGGGGUGGCAGUGGAUGUGGUGAGGUCCCCUGUACCGGUCACUUGACUGCUGGGAAAUCUGCAUCCUACCACCACCCUCACCACCACAAUCAGCAGCAUUCAGGAUCAGGAGAUGGUGGUGGUUCUUCCACAGGCUCAGCAUCUGGAUCUGUGGGGAAAAAAUACAAUCAGUCCAGUAAAUCAGAUGCACAUUACCCACAAAACCUGACCCAUCAACAAGCCUUGAAUCAGCGACAGUUAAACCAACAGUCUUCAUCUUCCUCCUCCACACAGCAUGAGCAGCAGCAUCACCAACCCAAUAUGCAGGCUCACUAUACUCCAAAACAGACAUCGGCCAGAUUAAAACAACUUUUUUGCGACUACUGUGGCAAAGAGUUUGCCCAGGAAUACCUUAUGCUGAAUCACAGGCGUACCCAUACUGGGGAAAAGCCCUUCCCUUGUGAUAUCUGUGGCAAGCAUUUUGGACGUAAGGAUACAUUACAGCGGCAUCGGAGAAAUCAUAAUCCUGAGGCUGUUCCUGUGGCAAGACUGGAUGCGAGUAAUAAUGGGCUAUUGAAAGAGGGGAUUGGUGCUGGAAUUGAUCACGCCCACACAUUGCAGGGGACAAAUUCAAUCCCUGAGAAAGAGCAGAGAAUGAUGAGUGCACCACAUCAAGAUGGUAGCGUUGGGAAUAGUGUUUUUGUACGAGGAAAAGAGGGAGAAGUUGGGACAAUGGUAGUAAUGCCGUUCUCGCAUGGAAACCAGAAAGCCAAAGCUCCUAAGGAGCAAAGCCAUGAUAAUAUGCUCAAUUCUAUGAUAUCGACCGACAUUCCCAAAUCCACCAAGACAUAUCAGUGUGAUAUCUGUCUGAAGCCAUUUGCCCAACGUCACUAUCUGAGGAUCCAUCGACGCUCCCACACAGGCGAGAAACCAUACCAAUGUGAUUACUGCAUUCAGAAAUUUGCUCGUCGUGACACGCUUCUUAUUCACCGUCGGACACAGCACACUGGUGAACGUCCUCAUCACUGUGAGCUAUGUGGGGAGGCGUUCUUUCAUCGAGCACAGUUGCAAAUGCAUCGCCGCUCAAAACAUGUUUUAAAAGCAAGCAAUAGUAACAUAGCCCGAGGAAACAGUACAACAUCAGGGGAUGAUGGUGGUGGUGGUGGUGAUGAUGAUGAUGAAAGUGCGGGUGGGGUCAUCAGCGGAAAUCAUGUCGAAAGUAGCUUUACAAUGGGUGCAGUUAGUCCAAAUGCUGGCAUGAUGGUGUACCGAAAACGUUACCAGUGUGACUACUGCUACAAGCAGUUUGCUCAGUGUUACUACUUGCAAAUUCAUCGUCGGAUCCAUACUGGAGAGAAGCUGUUGCAGUGUGAUGUAUGCUUCAAGAAAUUCACCCAGCGGCAUUACCUUACCAUUCACAAGCGCACACACACCGGUGAGAAGCCGUUCCAGUGCGACUUCUGCAUUCAAAAGUUUGCACGCAAGACCACCUUGCAGAUCCACCGUCGAAUGCACACAGGCGAGCGUCCAUUCCAGUGCGAGGUAUGCCAGAAGCGGUUUGCGCAGCGUGACAAGCUGACUGUCCACCUGCGGACGCAUUCACCAAAGAAGCGCUACCGUUGUGAAAUUUGUUUCAAGUUGUUUGCGCAGCGUCACUACCUGCAGUUACACCACCGAUCCCACACUGGUGAGAAGCCGUUUCAGUGUGAGGUCUGCUAUAAGCGGUUCUCCCGCAAGAACUCCCUCCAGAUGCACCACCGAUCACACACUGGUGAGAAGCCAUUUCAGUGUGAGGUCUGCUUUAAGCGGUUUGCCCAGAGGCAAUACCUCCAACUGCAUAAGCGCACACAUACAGGGGAGAAAGCCUACCAAUGCGAGACAUGUGCCAAACAGUUUGCAAGGCGUGACACUUUACAACGUCACAUGCGUAUUCACACAAAACAUUUGUUGAAAUCUGGUAAAAGCAAUGAAGAAGAUAUUCCACCCAUGACCCCAUACAUGUGGUCGCUUUAG